AUGAAGAAAAGGGCAUAUCGUCAUCACUGUAAUUUGUGCAAUGUUAGUUUUGAGACGUGGGAAAGAUAUUCCGUUCAUGUUUCGUCGACAGGACAUCUCGUCAAAGAGCUGCCCUCCGCGGCCAUGCCGUCAAAUAUUCAGCUUGUGCCCGAUGAACAAGUUCUGGGUGACCUGGUCUUGGAUGAUGACGAGGAAGUAUUUAGACUGGAAAAAACCUCUGCUACCGAGCUGCAACAAGACUGGGAAUAUACGGGCAUAGACAUGGAAUAUACGGGUAUAGAUUCGGACGACGAAGACCUGUCGGACAUUGACAACAUAAGUGAACAUUUGCGUGAGACCUCCGGCGACAAUUCCAGUCAUUUUCCAUUCCCAUCCGAGAUCUUUUUCCUGCUUUACAGUUACGCGCAUAAUAUUUCAAGACCGAAGGUAACAUAGAUUUUCUUAAGUCUAAAAUGUUCAUUUUUUCAAAAUUUGAGCGAACAACAUUGUUCAAUGCUGUUGCGAACAGUAUUGUUCAAUGCUGUUAACAAUCGAGAUCAGGUUGUUCUUUAUCAAUGCUCAAAUGUCCAUUCUUGUGCAAAUAGCUCACGUUAAAAUUUGUUCACGUCUAAAAAGAUUACUUGGGCGCAUACAUGCACCGAAUUCUUUUUCAUAUUAUAAUAAUAAUUCAAAGAAAAAUAUCAAUACUGGUAUAUAUAGAAUACAGCAGAUGUCAUAUGAGAAAGAAUUUCGGUGCAUGUGUGCGCCCAAGUAUAAAUCUUUACAAUCCCAUAACAUGUUAAAGAACAUUUAACAAAUUAUGCAAAUUGCAAUAUCUGUACUUUUUAGACUUGAACAAAUUUUGUUGUCACAUUCGCAAUACACUAAAUGUGCCAUUGAAAUGCAAAACAUUGUUCAAAAGUGUGCUAUUUGGACGCCAAGUGUGGAUGCAAAUUCAUAAUCAUGCGAGCUUGCUCAUUGUUGCGUAAUUAUUGGAUAAAUCCUGUGAUUCUAUCCAAAAAAAUUGUUUACACCUAAAAAUGUAGCAAAAUUUCAUUUGAACGGGCUUUAAUUUUAUACAUUUUCCCCCAGAAAAGUCGCAAUUUCAUGAAUGGUAAAUGAUGCGGGUUUUCCCCAUAUGUCAACGAACACACAUGUCCAGGGUUUUGUCGAUGGAAUUUCGACAGAAAAUUUGUAAUGAAAUUAUUUGCAUUUCCAUCAACAGAAAGAAAUUUCCAUCCAUAAAACCCUGUACAAUUUGUGUAAUAUGAAGUAAGAUGCCCAAAAUUUAAUAUAUAAUUUACCCUUAUCAGUGAAUCAUACAGUUAUAAAUAUGUAGACAAGUGAAAUUUUUUUUUAAUUAUUAAAUAGUACUUACUUUGUAUUAUACAAAUUAUAAAUUUGUAUUUGCUAGACUAUUGAAGCGACCAGUCAUUUUUUAUGGAAGGUGGGAGAGGGCAAAAAAAAGGGGGGGGGGCAUAUGUAUAAAUAAAUUACUAGAAGAUGAGGGGGGGGCUAUUUAAAUUUUUGCAAAAAAUGAGGGGGCUUGCAAUUAAAUAAGCCUGGUAUCCAUUUGGUUGUAAAUGUUGUGAUCGAGAUCAUGGUCACUGAUGUGAAAUAGUCCAGAUUUAUCUUGUCUUUUGUGUGCUGUAUAUGCAAAUCAGUCUUCACCAAUUACAGAGAUAAAUACUGAUAGCAGAUAUCUCUAUUUGACAAGUAAAAGAAAAAAUGGGGGGGGGGAGGGUCAAAGAAAAAUAUUCUAGUAUACAGGGGGGGCAUCAUUAAAUUUCUGUUCUUCCAGGGGGGGUCAAUUUUAAAAAUUUAGAAAGAAAAAAUUCCCCUACCACCUCCAUAAAUAAUGACCAGUCCCUAAGGCCAUAUAAAAUAAAUUCCUUGAUUCUCAUCGCUAAAUUUUAAAAACUCCCAGGAGGCGGCAGGUUUAUAUUUUAUAUUUUAUGUCAAAAUAUAAAACAAAAGUUUAAAAUUUAAAAAAUUGGAGAGGGAGGUCUUUUUAUAUUUGCCCUUAAAUAUAUUAUAGAAGAACGCUAUAUAAGUGGAUAAUUGCACAUGCGCUAAUGAACAUGCAUAAGGGUCCACACAAAUCGUUGUAAUAAGGCUAUAAGCCCAUUUUUUCCUUCAGUAUUCCGAACAUCCCUUAACAUGUUGCAAUAUUAACAACAAAACAAUUUUAUAUCGCAAAAAUUCCAAUAUAAAAUAUAAAAAUAACUAAAUCUCUGAAGAUGCUCGGUCGGGCGGUAAAUUUAUAUUUUAUAACAAAAUACAAAAAUAUAUCAACGCGGAAACCAAAAUAUCGUCGGGCGGUGAUGAGAAUCAAGGAAUUUAUUUUAUAUGGCCUAAGAUGCAGAUUUUUUAGUCCCGUGUAGAUUUGGAUUUUCUCUUGCUGAUUUUUCACAAACUCAGAGUAGAUGUACCUUCACUGCACUCAAUUUUGAAUUUUAAAAUAAAUGAAGUUGAAGAGAUGCUACAACCUCAAAAGGUAUUAUUCUCAAACAAGUCAAUAAAAGGGAAAUGUAGCUACAAUUCUCAUAAAAAGUUAUACAUAUGAAGUUUUAUGAUGGAAUUCAUUGCUGCUUUAGGACUAUUUCGAAGGUAAUCCAUACUACUGGCUGCGACCAUCUGAUAUUGUCAGGCUUCAGCUGGCAACACCCAUCAAAGCAAGAGCACUGAUGAGAUAUCCAGAGGAGACUGACUCAAGUAUCAGUGAGAUGUACCAGGUUAUGAUAUAACUGUACAGUAUGAAACAAAUUAACUGACUCCAGCAAGGGGUAACUGCAGUAAAAUUAACUGGAAUUAACCAGAAUUACGUCAUAUUUUAUAUAUGAGUUAACAUAAUAUUUUCAAAUGUUUUCGAAACAGGGGAAAAAGUGGUUAGAAAAUGAUCAAUUCAAAAGUCCAUCUGUUUGCAAGGAAGAAACAACAUAUCAUUUAAAUGAAAUUGUUAAUUUCUCUUCGAAUGGACAUGUAUAUUCAGGAAAACUUUCCAAAUUUUAUGUUAAGGUAAAAGACCAAUUAAUACUCUAGCAUUAACCCUUUAAGUGGCAAUGCCCCCCGAUGCACCCUACAUUAUUUAUAUUACUUUACUAGAUGUCUAACGCCAGACGAUUUUAUUCGUCAGGGGGAGAUUGCUGCAACUCAUUGGAUUAAAGAAACAAUACAAUACUGACAUGAUACUCUAUUUCUCUCACUUUUUGUAGGUUCGUCAAGACCAAACAGAAGAACUUAUGGCAAAGAUCCAAUACCUAUAUGAUAAAGGAAACGACCAUUAUUGUAUUUGCCCAACAGAGACAAUUGCUGUGUCAGUGUCACAAAUAAUAGAUAAGAUCAACAUCACUCCACAUCAGAUACAACACAAAUAUGAAAAUGGACAAGUUUUUGAAGUCUCUGAGCAGGUUUGAUUUUAUGUGAAUUGGCUUAAGAGUUAAGGAUGGUAUGUUUACACACAACGAUUAGAAAAAUAUACUGUCAGCGUCAUCUGACAUUGUCAACUGACAACAUUCGUUAUUAACAUUCGUCAAAACUUGAAAUUGGUCCGAUUAAUCAUAAUAUGUGUAAACUAAGCUUAUACAGUUAUUUCAUUUUGAUACAUGUGACUUUCAUUCAUAGGAAACCAGUGAAUUUUUGAAGCCUCAUGAGAUGAAGACAAUAGGUGAAGGUAAACCAAGCAUUACAGUGCCUUUACUUGUGUUCAUUGAUGAAACUAGUGGAAAUACAACAAAAAAUGGAAUUGUCUGGAAAACUUUUCCAUGAGCUUUGCAGGCCUUCCACGAAGAGAAAUCAGGAAAAUAGAGAACAUCCAUUUUCUGUCCACAUCAAAUGUUGUCCCAUCUGUUCCACUUGGAAAAUCUAUCGCCAGUGACCUACAAGGUACAUAAUGCAGUAGCCUUAUAGAAUUGCACUAUUCAUGUCCAGUUGACUUUACACAUUUCAAUAUAUUCUAACUUUCUUCUAGACUCAUGGGGACCUUAUUGGCAUUAUUUGAAAUAUAGUGUUUCCAGCUUUCAAAAAUGUGUUUACGAAAUUAAUAUGAAUGUAAUAAAGAGUAAAUUGAAUUGAGUGGAGUGCGAUUUUAGUCUGAAAACUUGUGAUUUCAGACCUAAUAAUACACACGAAGAAAUUUCUCAAUAGACCUUUUUAAAAAGUCUGCCUUAUGACGUAGUUCGCGGAUAAAUACGAUCAUUUGGCCAAUCAGGCAAGCCAAAUGGCUGUGCGGGGUUUCCAUUAUCUGCAAACUAUGUCACAAGGCUGACUUUUAAUUAAAAAGGUCUAUUCUGAUUGGCUAAGAGCAGUGUAAUUUUUUAGUAAUACAGAGCCAAAAAAUUAAAUCCUCUAUUUCAUGUGAUAAAAGUACAUACAAUAUUCAUAGGAAUUAUAGUAUGUGCUUGAUCAGAGAAUUAAAGGGGAUUGUGUGUUAUCAAUUCAUAAAAUACUGCAGUAACAUUACCUCAUGAAUUAUUGAAUUAUAAAUUACUACCUUUCAGAAAUUGAAACUGGCAAGAUAAUGUACGAUGCCAGCAUUGAUAAGAAUGUUCUUGUGAGGUGCCCUGUCUUGAGUGUCUUGGCAGACAAUCCACGAGCUUCAGAAUUCGAGCAUCACUUGGGUAGCUGUGCAAAAAAAUUUUGCCGAAAAUGUAAUGUGAGUGGAUGUGUACAGUAUAAAACAUUAUUUUCAUAAAUUAGAUUUUUAAUAUUUAACCCAUUGAGUCGCAUUGCACCCUGAUGCACCCUACUUUCAUAUUUUACUCUGUCUAACGCCAGACGAUUUUACUUGUCAAGGGGAGAGCGCUGGCACUUAAUGGGUUAAAUAAAGUACAGCACAGCAUUUUUCACACAGGCAACAAGUGACAGUGGAACUGAAAUUGGAACAAUACGAACAGAUGAGUUUGUCCAGGAAACGAUUCGCAAGAUUGAAGAAUGCAAGUAUGUAAAACUUUUAUGGAAUAAUAUUCAGUAAAUUAUAUAUCAUUUAUAGACCCUCCACUCGGGGAAUUUGUCAAAAUACUAUCCUAUUCCUCAGUGAUGAAAUAUCGUCACUUUGGGUAAUAUUUCAUCGAAUCCUCCUCACUCCACAUCUAUAAAUGAUAAACAUCAAGUCUUUCGAAGACAUGGAUCAAGUGAAUUACAGUAGCAGAUCACUUCUUAUAAUAAAGUCUGAAUUGCAUAGUUAAUUAAACAACCCAAAAUCUUUGAAUAUAUUACAACAGUACUGAAAACCAAAAGAAACAACUGCGAAGAGAAUAUGGUGUGACAGAGAAAGGUGGUGCAUUUGAUGCCCUGACAUGUUUCCGUGGACAACAGUUAGUAUCAAAUUACAGUUAUUCAAUAUAUCAAGGGGAAUCAAUACCAUAAAGUUUGAGAGAAAUAAUCUCUAAUUUUGCUAUUUUUUAUAUUAUACAGUAAAACACCCAUUGAAAUCCUACAUACCAUACUUCUUGGACCUGUCAAAUACUUGUUGUCUGCAACAAUACAGUCCCUGUCACAACAAAAGAAGGAUCAGCUACAUGCAAAGAUCUUAUCAACUGAUAUGAGUGCAUUCCCAGCAAAUAUUCGAGGAAAUAUUACCAGAAACUAUGGCUCAUAUAUUGGCAGAGAUUUCAAACUGUGGACACAGCUAGUAGUUUUUAUACUUCAGGGCAUUGUGUCCGAGGAAAUUCUUCUUGUCUGGGAGUUGCUUAGUGAGGUACCAUACUGUAUUAUACCAUGCCAUGCAAUAAUCUAAUAUGCAUAUUUUUUAACAAACAUUUAAAAUCUCACCAUGAUAAAAAGUUCAUUAUCAGAUUGCAAGUCUUCAAUCCAGUGAUACCAAUCCAUUAAAGACAAUUUAUAACCUUCAACUUUAUUAGAUAUUCUGUCUUGGGUAUGGAUCUACAUUUGACCAAAGAAAUGAACAGCCUGCAAAACAGUUGGUCACUGCCUUUGUCAAUGCAAUUGGAAGAUCUUUCCCUGAAUUUGCGAGGAAGCCCAAGAUCCAUUUACUGUUGCAUCUGGUUGAUGACAUAAUAAAUCUUGGACCAGCCAAUGGAUUCUGCACAGAAAGGUAA
This is a messenger RNA of Paramuricea clavata, 6038 nucleotides long. The record is from the annotation of a GenBank genome assembly. NCBI's taxonomy places the organism in Eukaryota, Metazoa, Cnidaria, Anthozoa, Malacalcyonacea, Plexauridae.